AUGGAGAGAAAACACUGAGAGAAGGAGUUAUUUUCUCCUAAUUUCAGUGCACAGAACUUUUUUAGUCAGGCCAAUCAAUCUGAAUCACUGAUGUCUGAAAAAUUGGCUUUAGAGAGAGCAAAGAGAGUGGAAAAAAUCUACAAUAUGGCAAUUACAAAAUUUCAAGAAGAAAAAAGGCUCAAAAGGAAGGAAUGUUUUCCCAAACUCAUUGUUCAAGAAUACGAACCUAAGUUGGUAGGUGCAAAGAUAAACAUUUCAAAGGAGGAAACAGAAGGGGAUUCUGCCUGCUGUGGGGCUGGUAAUUUAGAUGUUGGAACUGAAGAAAGCUUAAAGGAAACAGAGGGUCAUUGUGCCUGGAAUGCAAAGGAAUUAGCAGCUUUGCAACAAGAAAUGCACAAGGACCAUUUGGAAUGAGUUUCUCUGAAACUUCAUCUGUUCUUCUUCAGUGCACAGUUAGUGGAACUCAAAACUAAAUAUAAAAAAUUAGAAGUGGACUUUGAAAACGCUGAACAAGAACAGCUAAAUUACAAGAAUUAAGUUUGCUGCAAAACUAUCCAGUUAAAGCAGAGUCAAAGGGCAAGCUUUAAAAAAGGUCUUGAGCUUCAAGGUUUAAAAGACGACUUACAUGAAAAAUCAGCAAACUUAAGAAGAUUAAAUGAAGAGUUGCCCCAGGCAAGAAAAGAAACUCUUAAUUUAAAUCUAAAGAACAAAGAUUUACAACAGGACUUUAAGAAGUUAAAACAGCAACAUAAGCUUGGAAAUAGGACUUCCAUGGAAAAGGUGAAUAUGUGUUACAACUCAGAAACAGGAAAAUAA
Molecule: messenger RNA, 816 nt
Organism: Dromaius novaehollandiae (emu)
Lineage: Eukaryota; Metazoa; Chordata; Aves; Casuariiformes; Dromaiidae
Gene: CCDC160
Product: coiled-coil domain containing 160
Source: RefSeq, a predicted model, not a curated record